AUGAUAAAUAAUAGUAAUAAUAAUAAUAAAAAUAGUACUACUUCAACUACAAAUAAUAAUGUUGGAAAAAGAAUAAUAGAAAAGAAAAUAGAUUAUUCAAAGUAUAGAUCUAUUGGAGGAGCAUUCAACAUUAAUGAUUUACCUCAUAUUCUGAUUAGAGAGAUACUAGAGAUGUAUCAGAUGCAUGAGAAUAGUGUAAUCAAACAGGUUAUGGUGGAUGGAGCGGGAGGGAUGAUGUCCAUGUAUGACACGACCACGAUCGGGAUACCUUCUCGUCGAGGUAGAAUGCUCAGCUCACACGUGUCACCAAUGAUCAAUAACGUCGUACUCCGUCUAUCACUUGUAUGCAAGUUGUGGUCUCGUGUAAUCGUACCAAGCCUACCACGCACCAAGUUUUCCAUCUCUACACGUAAUGAACUAGAGUCGUUUAUCAAGUUGUCACAUUAUAGUAUCACCUAUCCGAUGAAAUUCAUUCCUACAUCGUCUCAGUAUCUCAAGGCACUGUCUCACAUGUACCCGGCCGGUAGUAGUAAGGCUGCAGCCAAUCUUGCUCGUUACGGUCAUUAUCCCUAUCAGUUCCAGACGCUCUAUUUGGUCGUCAGCAGAGAGCAGAUUGCAUUUACACCAACAUCUAUCAUCCCCAUGCAAAUAUACGAUCUACUCAUUCCAUCACACGACCAAAGUACUUUGGAAGAAGAAGAAGAGGACAGUAGUGAUGUGGUGUCGAUCCAAGAAAACCAACUAAAGUCAAUAGUGUUUAAAACCAAUGUCGAUCAAGACAAGGAGGAUGUCGAGUAUCUGUUACGUGCCAUUCUAAACAACUCGUCACUCACCAAGAUCAAGAUCACGGGUCCGAUCAAUGCCAACUGUUACUCUACAUUGGCCAAGAUAUUGGCCAAGCCAAACUGCGCAGUGCAGACGUUGUGUCUUGCGAGCACUUUUCGAUACAGAGCCGACACGAGUGGAUUAAAAGACACCCGACUCGAUUUUGUGCAAGCACUCGAACAAUGCAAGUCGCUCACCAAGCUAGACAUGUCCAAGAUUGAGUUUGCAAAUGAUAGCGGUGCUUUGCUAAGCAAGUAUUUGCAAGUGGUGACUGGAAAGAAUGGUCUGGUGCACUUGUCAUUGGAUAAAACCGCAUUGCGUGAUUUACCGGCAUCAGUGAUGUUGGCAAGUGUUCCAAGUACGACAUUGAGAUAUUUAAAGGGAGAGUUUGGCCAAUCGACCAUCACGGCGAUCAUUCCAUACCUACAAGAAAACAAGUCGCUCGAGACACUUGAUCUAUGCGGCUCAUCGGUCAGGGCAGGCGCCAUUGAAGAGAGAUUAUUCAAUGCGAUUGCCGAACACAAGAACCUUCGCACGGUUAUUCUCAGUGGACUAAACAUUGUCAAACAAAAUCCUCCACCACAAGAAUUUCCACCACCACCACAACAAGAUCUACCUCCUCAUGAUAAUUGGGAACAACAUAAUAAUUGGGCACAACAACAAUGGCAAGAAAACAAUCAAGUAAAUGGAGAAAUGUGGGGCAAUCAAGAGAUGGAUGAAGAGAAUACAUCCACCUCGAAUAUAUGGCAGGAUUUGGCAUCAUACAACUUUGAUAGAAUGAAUUUUAUGCCAAAGAAUGACAACUAUACUCACAUUUCAUUGGCCAACUUUAAAUUGACCGUUAAAGAAUCCAAACAAUUGUUUGCUCAUCUCAAAACACAUCAUCAUGGAUUGGUAUCGUUGGAUGUCAGUAAUAAUCAAUUGGAAGGGUGUCAUCAAGAAUUGAUUGCCUGUAUCGUCACCAAUCCAACAUUGCAUAGUCUAAAUUUGGCCAAUAAUCGAUUGGGACAAGUGUUUCCACACUCUGCCAAUCUUUUGACUGCCCUAAAGUUGAACAAGUAUCUGACCAGGGUUGACAUUUCGUCCAAUGGUAUCCGUGAUACAUAUGGUGCAUUGGUAGCCGACUAUAUCCAAUCAAACAAAGUGGUCAAACAUUUGGCAAUUGGUGGAAAUUCAUUUGGAUUGCCUACAGCUCACAAACUUCAAUCAGCACUAUCAAUCAACAAGACACUCCUUUCCUUUUCACUCCAAUCAACCGAAUUGGAUGUCAUUGGAUUAGAGUGUAUUCUUUCUCCAUUGGCUUUCCAUCCAAACUUGACCAUCGCCAAUCUUAGAAAUACUAUCGAUCAAUCAAAUAUUGAUUUCUUUUUAUCAAAUUUAUCAAUUGGUUAUAAUUUUGAAGAAUUGGAUGGUGGUUGGGAAUCAGAGUCCGAUGUCGAUGUUGAAUUUGAAGAGGAUGAAGAAGAUGAAGAAGAUGAAGAAGGAUAG
Molecule: messenger RNA, 2313 nt
Organism: Cavenderia fasciculata
Lineage: Eukaryota; Evosea; Eumycetozoa; Acytosteliales; Cavenderiaceae
Product: leucine-rich repeat-containing protein
Exons: 2
Coding region: 1-2313 (770 amino acids)
Source: RefSeq, a predicted model, not a curated record